AUAGUGAAGUGUUUCACAAUCUCUAGUUCAUUCGAUGAUCUCAUGCAAACUGGAUUGAUCAGUGUUAAUAUAUUGAAGCUUUAUCAAACAAUUGACCGCCACCUUGAGCUUCACCCCGAGGACAAAGCGCGGUUUCCAAACUUCGAUCCCACCGCAGGGCCGACCUUAGCCUUUGGGGCAAGUGGACCGGUAGAAGGUACACGCCACUACGCAAAAUACUUUCAUGGAAGAGAUGGCCUGGGUGAUAUCUCCAGUAGGCAUCCUGAACUAGAUGUGGAUCCUAAAAUCCGCCGGGGGAUCCAAGUCACAGAAAAAUCUGGUGUCCAACUAUCUCUUGAGUUGAUACAGGAUCGACCAGCAAGGAGCAUCACUUAUAUUGCGCUGGGUCCUCUUACCAAUCUGGCACAGCUGAUACGUGCCAACGGUCAGGCUGUGAGGGACAGGAUAGGACGGGUAGUUUGUAUGGGUGGUGCAUUAGAUGUUCCUGGAAACAUGAGUCCGGUAGCUGAAUUCAAUUUUUACGCCGAUCCUUAUGCAGUUGAAGAAGUCCUUGUACCAUCGGAUCCUAAUCAGGGUAUCCCAUUAGACAGAUUUAUCCUUUUACCACUGGACAUCACCACUGUUCACGACCUUCCUUUCCCGAGCUACAAAGAAAAAAUAGACCCACAUUUCGAAUCAACCGCCAGUCCAUCGAUAGCCGCCAUGAAAACCCCUAUCUGUCAUUUCACCAGUUCAUUUUUCGAGAAGACCCGCGAAGUCAUGGCGUUUUAUGGGAAGGAUGUUAUGGAGUUGCAUGAUAUCGUAGCGGUGUGGUGUGCCAUCGAAAAUCCACCCGUUGAAAUAGAAGAUGACGGCGGUUUGCCGAAAAUGAGCGAUAGAUGGAAAACUAUGCUAAGACAUUUUGAAGUCGAGAAGAUCGGGGAAAGAACCCGCGGAAUGUUGGUUAUAGAUAGGAGAGAUGAACGGGCAGCCUAUGCACCAGAGCUAACCGCGCUCGUAUGCAAAAGGAGCUCGAAAAACAGCAAGUUGAACACGAUAGAUUCGAGUCAACUACUAUUCCUGCACAAAUAGCAGUUGACGUCGAAGCCCGGCAUUGCAUGCGUGGUUAGGACACCAGGUCCCCGAGUUCUCGUUGACAUGCUGUUCGAAAGGGUAUGGGGAUACCAGCCGAAGAGAAGUACUUAGAUAUAUGGGUCUAGUGGCGUGCUAAUAGAUGAUGAACGCGAACAAAUAUCGAAGCGUGAUAAUAGUACUGACCCUCCAGGAGGUAUGUAAACAUGCAUUCCAUGUGCAUUUCGUAAUGACGUCGCGAUCAAUGAAAUCCUGGUU
This is a messenger RNA of Serpula lacrymans var. lacrymans S7.9, 1329 nucleotides long. RefSeq lists its product as uncharacterized. The transcript has 5 exons. NCBI's taxonomy places the organism in Eukaryota, Fungi, Basidiomycota, Agaricomycetes, Boletales, Serpulaceae. The coding region runs from base 43 to 1071 and encodes 342 amino acids. The record is from RefSeq and is a predicted model, not a curated record. Gene Ontology annotation, cellular component: cytosol. Gene Ontology annotation, biological process: purine nucleoside catabolic process. Gene Ontology annotation, molecular function: purine nucleosidase activity.